Molecule: messenger RNA, 295 nt
Organism: Oppiella nova
Lineage: Eukaryota; Metazoa; Arthropoda; Arachnida; Sarcoptiformes; Oppiidae
Source: the annotation of a GenBank genome assembly
AUUAUCAGUUAUAUUCGUUUGAAUUCUCGGAUUUUUGUUUGGAUGAAAGGGACACCUGUUCUGCAACUCUUAGGAUGUUCUUAGAUCUCAAACUUAUCAAUACUUUUAAAAUUCCAUAUCAGGUCCUCUGUCGAUGGAUUCUCAGUGUCAAGAAGAACUAUAGACCCACGGGAAAUAUGUAUCACAUAAUGAAUGAAAACGAGAAGUUGGGAUUAAUUGUAGCUUCAUUAUGUCAUGACCUGGAUCACAGGGGAACAAACAAUUCUUUUCAAACAAAGUAAGUUGUACAAAUGUG